AUGAUCGUUGAUGCCGUUACCACGACGUCAACCGUGAGCGCUCUUGUUCCACCUAUCACUAUCACUGCAACUCCAAGCCUUGCUCUCGCUGCGUCAACCGAUGUACUGGCUACCGGAUGCCUGAGUGAUGCCCAAGCGACAAACAUAAUCACAUCCUGGAAGACUAUUCUUACCUCAUCAGAUCGAGGGGAUGCGAGUGCUAUAGCUCAAGCACUGAUUGCGGACGAGUAUCUGGAAACAAGUGACUCGAUCAAUUCUCUAGCCGGGAAUUCGUUGGGAAACGCCACCUUCUCUGGCAAGGAUAGCUUCAUCGCCGCCGUGCUAGAAAAGCCACCCAUUCCACUCUUGACAACACUGGACAUUUUCCACGACUGCACUCGAAUCGCAUUCUACUGGGCUGCUAGUGGAGUAGGUUCAGGGGUGGAGGAUGUCAGGGGGGUUGACCUGCUAUAUUUGACCGAGGACAAGGAGCAGAUCAACAUGGCCAUGGUCGAGUUUAACAGUCUUGCAUGGGCGAAGGAUGUGGGUUGGCAGAUUGAGAGGGCGAACGGGACAAAGUAUUGA
Messenger RNA from Fonsecaea nubica, 564 nucleotides. RefSeq lists its product as hypothetical. The record is from RefSeq and is a predicted model, not a curated record. Bases 1 to 564 code for a protein of 187 amino acids. The transcript has 2 exons. Lineage: Eukaryota; Fungi; Ascomycota; Eurotiomycetes; Chaetothyriales; Herpotrichiellaceae.